GUUCACUUCACAGACUUUAAAUGCGAACUAGGAACGACACCUCUACCCACACAAAACGACUGGCCGCAUCAGUCCGCAUCAGGCUGCGUUCAGAACAACAGUUCACCUGCGUCCGAAGCUCUGAACACUCUCUGCUCCGUUCGGGAACACGACUGUACCCUACCCAAGACAAGUCCCCGCUCUUUCUUUCUCAAAGACUGGAGCGAUGGAUUCAUUUUUGACAAUUACUGCUGCCCUUCUACUAGUUGGGUUUCUAUCUUCGACUGCUUCCAGACAGUUCGACACUGAAUGUUACACAGCCAAUGGAGGAGACUACAGGGGCUGCCAAAACCAGACGAGCCUCCUUGGGGGCAAGCCAUGCCUCUUCUGGAAUGAGACCUUCCAGCACCCCUACAACACCCUCAAGUACCCCAACGGAGAGGGGGGUCUUGGCAGCCACAACUACUGCAGGAACCCUGAUGGUGACGUCCAGCCGUGGUGUUACAUCGCUGACCACGAAGAAGGAAUCUACUGGAGAUACUGUGACAUCUCCACCUGUCAGAUGCCAGGUAACCUGGGCUGUUUCAAAGACAGUGGAGACCCUCCCACCCUGACAGGGAGCAGUGAGACCUCCAACAAACUCACCAUCCAGAACUGCAUCAGCUUUUGCCGCAAACAGAGAUACAAGCUAGCUGGGAUGGAGUCGGGUUACGCCUGUUUCUGUGGCAACGACCUGGACCAGCAUCACCAUGGCAAAGCACCCAGUAUGGAGUGCAACCAUGUGUGUUUUGGUGACCACACCCAGCCCUGUGGAGGAGAUGGAUGGGUCAUCAUCUUCGACACUCGUGUUGGGGCGUGCGGGGGUAACUACUCUGCUCCCUCUGGGGUGGUCUACUCCCCUGACUUCCCUGAUAAGUACGAGGCAGGGAGGGUCUGCUACUGGACUGUCCAGGUACCUGGAGCCUCCAUGAUCCUGUUCAACUUCACCUUCUUCGACAUCUCGGACCAGACAGACAUGGUGGAAAUGCUGGAUGGCUAUACCACCCAGGUGUUAGCACGGUUCGACGGCCGCAACUCGCCCCAGGACCUGGUCAACGUCACUGGAGACUUUGUCAUCCUCUACUUCUACUCAGACCACACCAACCAAGCACAGGGCUUCUCUGUCACAUACCAAGCGCUGAGAGGCCUGGACACCAGACCUAUGGAUGAGGAUGAGAAGGAAGAUGAGGACACUAGUACAGUGAAGCCUCUGCUUAACGGCGUAACGGAGAAGUCUAACGGGAGCGAUAACGGACGUUCCUCUCAAAUCCUCUAUGUGAUAACGUCCAGUCCCGGUAAACCAGACCACAACAUGCCAGGUCAGUGGGCCGGACCCAACGGGACCAACGGACACACCUCUAUGUGGACCAUCUACGCCCUAGCUGCUCUCCUGACUCUGACAGUCAUAGCCAUGGUGGCUAAACUACUACUGCAUAUUACAGUGAAGUCUCCCAACAUCCCGACCAGCAGUGGUUCAGAGAGCUGCAGCGUGCAGAGUGCUGCGUCCGAGCCCUGGAUCAUCUUCUAUCGGCCCUCCACCAUCUCCCUCUUCAAGAAGAAGCUAAAGAACCACCACGGAGACCUCAGCCCUCUGGUGGGCAACUAGCGAACUGCAGUCUGGUCUACUAACAUCAUCACCAUCAUGUACCAGGGCCUAGCGUACCAGAGCUAGUUAUAGAGCUAGCCCCUCUACCAAUGAGACUCUAUGGGGUACUGAGCUACAAAGCUAACAUAAUCACUAAUGACUGAUUCACUGACUCACUGAGUGACUACUACCAAAUGGCCCAAGAGCCAAGUCCCUAAAGGGGAUCCAGACAGGGCUGUCUGUGUCUGCUGUGUACAAGGCAGGAGAGGAGGGCAGCUAUACAGUGUGAGGUGGAUGUUUUACUGUAGGGAACUCAUCUUCCAUGGGUUCCACUUCCAUUGUCCAUGGAUGUCUGAGAGCAUUGCAGUCCUCCUCUAGAGACAAGGGUUGGCUGGGGCCAAAGCAAGCAGUUUCCAUAGGACUCCUCCAGAAUGCAGGCCUUUCAUUGUAACUGUGUGCCGGUGGGGCACAAAAUGUCUGACAAUCUCUCCAAAUUCGCUAACCUGCGAACAACUGAGGGAGCCAUGCAUAUUCCCUAUCAGUGACUGUCAUAGGUGUCUCACAGAACAAGGUGUUGGAUCACAAGGGGUCAGAGUAAGGCCUAGAUUCAAUCAGAUCAAGCGUUAAACAGCGAUAUCUGAUGUUUUGGUGGUGUCAGAGGUGUAACUGUUGGAGCAGUCAAAUCGGUUAGCAGGUGCUCUUGAUCAUUGUCACAAAGCCACACCCGCAGCUCACGUUAGAAGUUCAGAACGAGAAAAUGUAGGCUGUCUAGAAAUAAUGACACUCAAAUUAAAAAUCAUUAGACGAAGAAAGCGUAAUCGAGGUAUAGAUUACAACUCACAUUCCAGUGUUCGAACUUGUAGAGAGGGCUGCUUGGGAUUUCUCUUAAUGUGACUCCGUGCAGCCAAUGGUAAAGUCCGCUUUAGGUAUAAUGCCAGGAGCCACUUGUGGAUUUGAAAGUUCUAAAGCAGUUCCACCACCGACACUGCUAUCUCUUCCACGCCGUCUCUGGAGGAAACUGUAUCAAGAGUCUCUUCCAUGGCCACUGGUGGAUGAGGGACGUGGUUUCAUUAAACAACUGCCGUUCAAAAGAGUGUUUGAAAUGCUCAGAGGUUCUCUCUCAUCCGCUCGGCUGUGGUUCUUAUCUUUCUGGUUUAACUAUGUUUAAGUGCCUUAAGGAUCUUAAAGAAGCCUGCUAUGGCUUCUUUCCCUCUACCCCCCCCCCCCCCUUCUCACUGUCUUUGAGUCUAUUGCUUGUGGUCCCCACCCUAUGAGAGGCCAUGACGAUGGGAUUUACUGUAGCGUGGGCGAGACUUGGGAAAAAGGUUUGCUUCAUUUUUGUAUCUUUUUCUUUCUGUGUGCUCUUAUGCGUAGUCUUCUUGGACAUUACCGAACAUAUUGCUAUCGUUAUGUUGCCAUUUGAUUACAAGGAGGGGGUAAAUUGUGUUGUAUAUUGCGUAAUUCAAUGUGGGGGAUGAUGAUGAUGACAUAUGUCCUGCUCUUUCAUUUUGUGUCUCGGCAAAGCAAUGGCAAAAUCCUUCAAAGUCGUUUUUGUACUUACUCAUCAACUGCUACUUAGCUCGGAGGUUGGAGCACAUUUUCUCCCCCCCUGUCUUCAGCAGCAGAUUCAUUCCCACAUUCAGAGGGCUCACGAGACCCAAACAACCUCUCUCAACUUUACAGCUAAAGCACAAAUAAUAUGGAAUGAAUGAAUGAAAGUACUCGUGAUGGUCCACUGUGGAAGGCAAACGACUGUUGCAGUCCGGGGUGUUUCUGUGAGCAUCGAGGACACGUUGUAAGUUAACAAUGCAUUAAUGUGCCCCUUGAAUACAGCAGGUUGGAAUUCCAUAAAGAGAGGUUGAACCAUCGAUGAAAUAUAUGUUAAUAUAUAUUACAUUAUACUGUAUAUGUAUAAUAAUGUUAGAAUUCUAUUUCUAUGGCUUUGUUUUUCCCAACAAUCUCAAACCCAGUGAAAGCUGAUUAAUCUGGUCCAAACGUCAAUGCACUUAAAUGUGCCUCUACUUGUAUGGUGACAGAUAAAUAAUACUGAAAUCCAGUUUGGCUCUUAUUUGCUCUCGAAACCAAAAACCGUUUGAAACUGAUGAUAGGAGAUUUGCAAAAGUGCAAACUUGACAUUGAGAGCACUUGCAAUAAAAGGGUUGAAGUUGAUAUGCAAAAUUGUAUGGAUAGAUGACAUUUUAGGUAGUGUAACUUGGUCAAAAAAUACUUUCAUUUCACCUCAUUUUACCAUUCUGUCAUAAACAGCACAUGUUCAACGACAUAAAACAACAUGUUUUCCCAACCCAAGGGGUAUUUUUGUUUUACUAUUGUAAGUGCCAAUAAAGUACCAUUAAAGUAACGGAGUUGUAUAUACUCUAGAUGAUACUCUCCAUUUUGGCACUCCCCCACUUUUGUAAAAAAAUAUAUAUUUUGGAAGCUAUGGAAAUGCAUUUAUUAACGUCUACAUUUGUUUUUGUCACAUUUAUUAUUAUUUUUUUAUUUGACAUAAAAUUAUUUUUGCUAAACAUAAAAAUUCCAAAUGAAUAAAUAAAUAAAAACAUUUUCCUUAAAGUAUCAUUUUUUAAAAAGCGCUAAUGUUACUGUCCCCACUAAAACAACACAAAUACUUAAAUACAUGAAAUGUUAUCUUUGAAACAUUUAAAUGAAAUACUGUAGAAUUCCAUUCAUUCCUAUGGAGGACUGCAUUUCUGAGGAGUGCCAAUAUGGCCGACUGGUGGCUUCAAAGCCUUUGCAUUUUUCCAAUACAUAGCAUCAGCAAUCCAGAGUUUCUAUACUUCAUUGACUGUAACAGUGUUGAAGUUUCCAUCUUAAAUCAGCCAUGCUUUUGAUGGCUCGUGACAGCUUGUUGUGUGCAACAGGCCAAAAAGAGUUGACCCAGCUCACCUGCUUUUACACUAUGAUGUGACUUGAAAUUUUAAUAGUUCAAUUGGAAUAGCUUCACUAAAUUAAAAUGAGAUUUCAGUUCACGUAACAGGGUUGACCUUAAAAUGAGGGGCAGAUGUAUGUUAUUUACUAAUCACAAUUAAAUAAAUAACAAUCUUCAGAAAUAACUCUGUCAAAGCAAGAACAUAAUUAGGGAUUUACAAUGAUGGUGAAAACGUAAUGACAUUUUGUGGUUAAGUGGGUUCAAAUCUUCCUACAAGUCAGAACAACAUGACAAGGGACAUGUAAAAGUGAAGAUUUUUUUUCAAGCGCAGAUUUUUUCAUUCAUUUCAACAAAAAUCUGAUUUAUUGAAUUGUCCAUGUGGUUUAUAUUAAAGGGCACUUCAUUUAAUAUAACAGGCUUUUAAAAUUCAAUAUUGGUGCGCAAUUUCUACUUAAAACAUCAAAGGGACCAGUGGUUGUGUCCCAAAUGGCACCCUAUUCCCAACUAUAUAUAGUGCACUACUUUUGACCAGAUUCACAUUGGAAUAAGGUUUAGGAUUUAUCGUAGGUGUGACUUAAUGAAAGGGCCUUGAACUUUUCUUCUUCUCAACUCUGAUGUUUGUCUGCUGGGUGACCUAAUGUUGUAUUUUGGCUGUCUGCUCAUCUGUUACUCAUGUUAAUUAUCGCAGUACCAAGGUAUGAUCAGUGCAGUUUGUGCUUAGAGAAAGGGAGACUGUGUGUGUGUGUGUGUGUGUGUGUGUGUGUGUGUGUGUGUGUGUGUGUGUGUGUGUGUGUGUGUGUGUGUGUGUGUGUGUGUGUGUGUGUGUGCGUGCAUGCGUGUGUACGUUUUACUAUUUUUGUGAGUACCAGAAGUCCUCACAAGAAUAGUAAACAAGAAAUUCAGAGAAGUCCUCACUUGUAAAAAGGCUAUUUUUGGUUUAGGGUUAGAAUUACGGGUUUGGGUUAGGAAUUAGGUUUAGGGUUAUGGGUUAAGGUUAGGGAUUAGGGAAAAUAGGAUUUUGUAUGGGAAUCAAUUGUUGGUCUCCAAACAGUCCUCACAAGUAUAGUAAGACAUAGAGUGAGCUCCAAAACCUUUGGGACAGUGACACAUUGUUUGUUGUUUUGGCUCUGUACUCCAGCACUUUGGAUUUGAAAUGAGGUUAAAGUGCAGACUGUCAGCUUUAAUUUGAGGGUAUUUUCAUGAAUCGUUUAGAAAUUACAGCACUUUUUUUUUUACAUAGUCCCCCUGUUUUAAGGGACAAAAAGUAUUGGGACAAAUUCACUUAUGUGUAUUAAAGUGAAGUAUUUGGUCCCAUAUUCAUAGUAUGCAAUGACUACAUCAAGCUUGUGACUCUACACAUUUGUUGGAUGCAUUUGCUCUUUGUUUUUGUUGUUUCAGAUCAUUUUGUGCGCAUUAGAAAUUCAUGGUAAAUAAUGUAUAAAUAAUGUAUCAAUUUCAUUUUGGAGUCACUUUUAUUGUAAAUAAGACUAGAAUAUGCUUCUAAACACUUCUACAUUAAUGUGGAUGCUACCAUGAUUACAGAUCAUCCUGAAUGAAUCGUGAAUAAUGAUGAGUGAGAAAGUUACAGAUGCACAAAUAUCAAGACCCCAAGACAUAACCUCUCACCAUUACAAUAACAGUGAAGGUUAGUAUUUGGGGGGGGGGGGGGGGGGGAUAUUUGAUCACCUGAUUUGGAUGAAAAUACCCUCAAAUUAAAGCUGACACUUUGCACUUUAGCUUCAUAGUUAUUUGUAUCAUUUCAAAUCCAAAGGGCUGGAGUAGAGAGCCAAAAGAAUAACACGUGUCCCAAUACUUUUGGAGCUCUCUCUUUCUCUCUCUCUCUGUGUGUGUGUGUGUGUGUGUGUGCGCGUCAUGUUUGGAUAGCCUGGUGAAUAAUAAUACCAACUCCAUUUUCUCCCAUGUCAACCAGACAAUUCCAUGGUACCUCCAUAUAAUAAUAGAAACUGUCUUCUCUUUUCUCUUUCUGCGACUCAUUCAAAAUGUUACUCGGCACUCUUGUCAUGAUAACAAGAUGAGCAGCUCUGUGUGAUAUGGAGACCAAUGGGUUUUGUGGGAAUACAAAAUAUUGUUUUCAUGAAAAUUGUAAAUAAAUUAGUGAAAUUGUAAUUUAUACAGUAAAUUAUUAUUAUUUUGUAUGUGAAUGGGAUAUAAUCUAUGUUUUGUAUAAGUUAAGUAUCUUUGCAGUUUUAUUUAAGUGAAUGUGUCCUGGUUGCUAAAUAAAUUCUGUAUGCAUGUUUCUUA
Molecule: messenger RNA, 6752 nt
Organism: Oncorhynchus nerka (sockeye salmon)
Lineage: Eukaryota; Metazoa; Chordata; Actinopteri; Salmoniformes; Salmonidae
Product: kremen protein 1
Exons: 10
Coding region: 206-1624 (472 amino acids)
Biological process (GO): multicellular organism development
Cellular component (GO): plasma membrane
Source: RefSeq, a predicted model, not a curated record